CCCGAACGAAAUCGUCCACGCACGCCAUUCAUCACGGUGAGCCAUGGGCAACGCGGCUCCGUCGGUUUCGCGGGUGCUGGAGCUGCGCUUGGCGAGACCCACAUGGCACCAGGGCGACCUGAGCCGUCACCUGGAGCUUCGCCCUUGGCCUGCACCGCUCUUCUCGGCGCCCGCGCCGCCACUGCGACCGCGUUGGGAGGAAACCUUCCGGAUGGAGGUGGAGAUGGGCCUGGAGGUGCGAGUGAUGCAAGGGGAGCAGGAACUGGCCAGAGGAGUCCUGGAGGCGAUCCCACCUGUUCCGCAGCUGGUCUUUCGCGUGGUGCCGCUGCCCUUGGCGCCCAGCAGCUUUGGCACGUUAGAAGUGAAGCUUCGAGAGGCCCCAUCGGAACAGGGAGAAGAAGGACGCUUCCAGUUCCAGAUGCCCUUGGCCAGACGCCAGGUCAUCUCUCUGGAGCUUCAAAACGCCGAGCUCCUCAAACGUCUCAAGGGCCGAGCGUCCCGGGACGGGCGACGCACCGAGCUCACCGAGCGCGAAAGAGCGCCGAUGAGGCAUCAACAGCUCUUGGCAGAGGCAUAUGCCCAAACGGCUGAGCUUUUGCAGAAGAAGCAGCACCUGCGGCGCAGGCUCGCUGCGAUGAAGCUCCUGUGCCACUCUGAACUGCCUCGCCUGCGCGGGCAGCUACAGCAAGCGCUGGCCAGGCAGCAACAGCUGAAAGCCGAUGCAGAAGCGAAGAUCGCUUCCUUACAGGAAAGGCUGCGGCAUGCCCAAGAGAAAGGCCUCUCAGAGGUGGAGGUCCAAGGGCUGGUGGCCUUGGCGCUGGGCCGCCGCGAGGAGCUCCAGCGGAAGCUCCGGGAGGAGGCGGAGGCGCAAGCGUCCCAGGAGUCCCCAGAGGUCGCGCACUUGCAGGAGCUGUCGCUCCAGCAGCAAGAGGAGCUGGACCGGCGGAGGGAACAGCUCGCGCGGAUUGCACAGGGUACCCAGUACCAGGCGUGGAAACGCCACGACGCGGCGGUGGCCAGCGUGGCGCAGCUCUUCCAAAGAUUGGAGGAGCUUUCCCGAUCCAUGCAGGAUGACCAGGUGUGCAGCGAAAGCGAGCUCUUGGAGUUGCGCCAGGAGCGGAAUGCCUUGAAGGAUCGCUUAGAAGACGCUGUCAGCAGCCUCCGGCAGCUCUCAGCUCGUGCGGCCCUUCUGCAGCCGGCCGCCGCGGACGCGGGUCCUGCGGGUCCCGCGGAGCCCACGGCGGGCGCGGGCGCCGCCGAGCCGUCGGAGUUGCAGCGUCGGGUGUGGCAGGCGGAAGGUGAACUCCAAGAGUUGAAACGCAUGGAAAACCUCCGGCUCCAGCGGAUCCAGACGCUGGAGCUUCAUCAGGAAAGUCUUGUGGAGCAGACCACAUGGGCCACCGCCACGUCCUCGGUGUCCGGCGAGGAUGCGAGGAGGACGCUGCAGAGCCUGGAGCAGAGCGUGGCAGAGCUCCAGGCGAGUGUGGUGGCCAAGAAGGAUCUUUUGGAGGAGACGCGCGAGCGGAGCCAAAAGGGUCAGCGCUACAUCCAAGCUUUGCAGCAGCAGCAGUUGCAGCUGAUCUCCCAGGCGGACGAGCGGGUGCUGCGGAACCCUCGGCCGCCGCGCUCUGCAACGGCCGUGCGCUUCUACGAGACGCGCCGCGGCUUCCGGCAGAUGGCCGAUCGUUUGGCCCUUCCCGAGGCCAAGCCCAAGCCAGCCGUUUUGUCCAAUGAGAGGAAUGCCGAGAUCUACAUGGCUCGCUCCGAGCCUGGGAGCCGCGAUGGCUGGAUGAGGCAUCCCAUCACCGGGAAAGUGGAACUUUGGGAAGAUCACUGGCAGACGCCGAAGUGCAUUCAACAGUAUUACCAGCCAGGGACCAUCCAGCUCCGUUGCCCUGGGGAGCCACCACGUUGGAUGUAUGCGGAUGGUGACUUUUGA
Molecule: messenger RNA, 1939 nt
Organism: Durusdinium trenchii
Lineage: Eukaryota; Dinophyceae; Suessiales; Symbiodiniaceae
Source: the annotation of a GenBank genome assembly